GCCUGUGUAAUGAAGCACAUGCGCACUGAAUUAAUCACAGCCAUUUUUUGCAGGAAACUAAUUAGCAGGAAUAAAGAUCCAAAGAGUUUUUUCUUUUCAAUCAUCAGAUCUCACUUUCACCUCUUCCUCGCUCCCUCUAACACAAGACUCAUCGCCUGCUUUGCAUCCAAAUUAUUUUUAUAUUGCCUUUAACAACUAAUAGUACCUACUUCGGUUUUUUACACUCCGCAACAACAAUGAUCUUUCUUUUGCCACCCUAAGCGCAAACUGACCAAACGGGGACUGCCUUGAUGGGAUCUUUAGCUAAAUCAUCUCAAUACUGGAUUAAAAAGCGAGGAUCACAAAGCGGCAGCGAGAAAUUGCCUGGAUGCGAUGAACGCCUCAUGUAGGCAUCAGCAUGGACAGCUGUGAGUCUCCUGUGGUUUCUGGGACAGACGAUGGGCUCGGCUCCUCCCAGCAGCAGCAACCACCACAGCCCUGGAACGAUCACUCUAGCUCACAGGUCCCUUGCACCAACCAGGCCCCUUCCCUGGACCCCUUGUCCCUCUCUGCUUUGUACCCCUCUCAACCCAAAAACUCCAGUGCAUCUCAUGACGGACUGAGAGAACCACUGUCCCAGCAGCAGCAGCCAAAACAGACAUCACCCGAGGCCCACCGUGAUAGCUCUGCCACAGGCCAGCUGCAUCCCAUAAGAGAGGGUCUUGAAGAAGAAGAGCAAGAGGGAAUAAGCUGUGGAGAAGAGGAAGAAUCUGAGGACUUAGAUGAAAUGGAGAUUGACAGCUGUUUCCCAAGUCUUCAACCCUUUCCUGGGGUGCCAAUGGCUCCUGGGGGAGGGGGCAUGCCCACUCUUUUGCGACAUCAGCCCACACGACAACAGGGAGCACCUGAGAGUGGGAGUGACGAAGGAGAGGAGGAAGAAGAAGAGGAAAGUAGUGAUGUGGAGAACCUUGCUGGUGAGAUAGUGUACCAGCCAGAUGGCUCCGCCUAUAUCGUAGAGAGCAUCAGUCAGUUGAUCCAAAGUGGUGGGGGCAUGGGCAGCCUGCUUCCCACAAACUCUCUCACCAGUGUGGGAACACCGGGGGAUCCUGCUGGGACUUCAUCCUCGGUCUACCCUCACAUCAUCAACACGUUCCACAUAGCCUCGUCCUUCAGGAAGUGGUUUGGCAAUUCAGACCAAGGUUUCCCCAAUACCUCAACCAUGGCAGGCCUCAGCCCUGUCCUGCACAGUUACCGUGUCUUUGAUGUGCGGCACAAAAGCAACAAGGAUUACCUGAACAGCGAUGGGUCUGCCAAGAAGUCCUGUGUAUCCAAAGAUGUUCCCAACAACGUGGAUUUCUCCAAAUUUGAUGGGCUAGCCCUAUAUGGCAAGGGUAAGCCCAUUCUCAUGUGUUUUCUCUGCAAGCUGUCCUUUGGCUAUGCCCGUUCCUUUGCCACUCAUGCCGUCCAUGAUCACCGCAUGACACUGUGUGAGGACGAACGGCAGCUGCUAGGGGACAAGCAAGCAUCUGCCAUCAUCCAGGGCAUUGGGAAGGACAAAGAGCCCCUCAUCAGUUUCCUGGAACCAAAAACAAAGAGCACUUCUCUGCCACCUAACCUGCUCCCCAAUAACUCUGGCCAGAGCUUCUAUGGCACUUUUAGUGGUGUCCAUUUGGAGCCUGGAUGCAGCAGCAGAGGCAGCGAGAGCCUCCUCAACAAAGACUCUGACUCUGGUCUCAACCACCAACAGCAGCAGCAACAAAACCCACUAAGCUCAGUCCUCUCUCUUGGAGGGCUGAGCAUUCCCAAAGCAUCAACUCUUACCUCGUCCUCAGGCUCUGCCAAAGACUCCAGUGCCCUGCUCAAACAGGGAGGGAGAACAGAGGAGCCUGCUGGGAAAGAGUUGGCAUGCAAGGGAGAGGAUGGGGACACCAAGGGAAAUGAAUACAAGGCACACUUAUCGAGCCAGAUUGGGUGCUCGGAAGAAGAAGAACUGUUAUUAGGGGAGGAGGAAGAUGAGUUGGAGGCAGAAAGCACUGCAGUGGCCUGUGGUGGUAACAGUAGCAGUGGCAAGGGUGAAGCGGGGGAACAAGCUGUCUCAAACCAAAGCAUUUCCAAAUCUCCUUUAUUAAUGCCUAGUAGCGCUCUCCAGCCUUCUGCCUGCACCUCUGCGGUCAGUUGCACACUAAACAGCAAAGGACCUGCUUCCACUUCCUCCUCUGUCAGGAAAGAGGGUUCAAUGGCAGACGGUGGAGGGAGGACCUCUGAGCUCCCUCUGAGCUUUAACUGUCAGGGACCCACUGUUCCCAUGACAAUGGCGGCAGGUGCUGUCAGAAGGAACGAGGACGAAACUGCUGGCACUUCCUCCUCACCUCUGUCCUCCAAUGCUGCUGCUGAUGAAAGUGCCAAUCGUGAUAGUGCCACAGCUCCAGAACCAAAUGAUUGCUCAGCAGAGGGAGAGGAAGAAAAUGGAGCCCUUCUGCACCAUCACCACAUGCUCCAUCAUCAUCAUCAUCUCCACCCAUCAUCUCAAGGCCUCGCGCACCUCUUCCCAGGAGGCUCCUGUGACAUAACAGGGAUGGGCGAGUGUUCCCAGAACCAUGGGCCUGGUGGCAGUGGCAGUGGGGUAGAAUGCCCUAAAUGUGACACCGUUCUGGGUUCUUCACGCUCCUUGGGUGGACACAUGACCAUGAUGCAUUCACGCAACUCAUGCAAGACACUGAAGUGUCCGAAAUGCAACUGGCAUUACAAAUACCAGCAGACAUUGGAGGCACACAUGAAAGAGAAACACCCAGACUCUGGAGGAACCUGUUCGUACUGCACAAGUGGUCAGAGCCACCCUCGUCUGGCUCGUGGAGAAAGCUAUACCUGUGGAUACAAGCCCUUCCGGUGUGAGGUGUGUAACUACUCGACCACCACAAAGGGCAACCUAAGCAUCCACAUGCAGUCGGACAAGCACCUGAACAACAUGCAGACACUAGCGAAUGGAGGCACCAUUGGAACUGGACAGGAACAGGUAUUUGGACAUACCCCAGGAGGAGUGGUUACAGUCCCCUCAGUGACCCAGUCCAGUAGCCAUCACCCUCCACACCACCAUCCAACACAGUCCUCCACGCAUAUGGCUGGACCGUGUGGGGCCCCCUCCCCGACCAAGCCGAAGAGCAAACCCACUUGGCGGUGUGAGGUAUGUGACUACGAGACCAAUGUGGCACGGAACCUGCGUAUCCACAUGACCAGCGAGAAGCACAUGCACAACAUGAUGCUACUCCAGCAGAAUGUCACUCAAAUGCAGCAUGGACGACUUGGCUUGGGGGCAAUGCCUUCACCAUCUGAAGCUGAGCUCUACCAAUAUUACCUGGCCCAGAACAUGAGCCUUCCACCAGGCCUCAAGAUAGACCCAGCUGGAGCUGAGGCCCAGUUCCUGAUGGGGAGCUUUCACCUUGAUCCCAACAUGGCUGCCCUGGCCCCUGCACUUGUAGGUGGGGAGAUCCCUAUGGAUGUGCGGCUGGGCAGUGGGCAGUUGGUGUCCGAAGAACUGAUGACCCUGGGAGAAAGUCUAUCACAAACCAGCGACCCCUCCCUCAAGCUCUUUCAGUGCGCUGUAUGCAACCGCUUCACCACUGACAACCUGGAUGUGCUUGGCAUGCAUAUGGGAGCUGAACGCAGCCUACCGGAGGAAGAAUGGCGUGCUGUGUUGGGCGACUCUCACCAGUGCAAAUUGUGCCACUAUACCACUCAGCUCAAGGCCAACUUCCAGCUGCACUGCAAGACAGACAAGCAUGUGCAAAAGUACCAGCUUGUGGCCCACAUCAAAGAAGGGGGCAAAGGCAAUGAAUGGCGUCUGAAAUGUGUGGCCAUAGGCAACCCAGUGCACCUGAAGUGUAACGCCUGCGACUACUACACUAACAGCCUGGAGAAGCUGAGGAUGCACACUGUCAACACCCGGCAUGAGGCUAGCCUCAAACUCUACAAGCAUCUGCAGCACACAAGACAACAUCUGUUUCACUUACACUCAAUACACCUGGAUCUACAUGACAACGAUGAGAAGAAAUACUUCAAUAGUUCUAAUGAUGGACCUUAG
Molecule: messenger RNA, 4057 nt
Organism: Notothenia coriiceps (black rockcod)
Lineage: Eukaryota; Metazoa; Chordata; Actinopteri; Perciformes; Nototheniidae
Product: zinc finger homeobox protein 3-like
Exons: 6
Coding region: 398-4057 (1219 amino acids)
Biological process (GO): regulation of transcription by RNA polymerase II; regulation of neuron differentiation
Cellular component (GO): nucleus
Molecular function (GO): RNA polymerase II cis-regulatory region sequence-specific DNA binding; DNA-binding transcription factor activity, RNA polymerase II-specific
Source: RefSeq, a predicted model, not a curated record